Aphanomyces astaci is the source of this 1482-nucleotide messenger RNA. RefSeq lists its product as hypothetical. Bases 341 to 1459 code for a protein of 372 amino acids. Lineage: Eukaryota; Oomycota; Saprolegniomycetes; Saprolegniales; Verrucalvaceae. The record is from RefSeq and is a predicted model, not a curated record. The transcript has 8 exons. Gene Ontology annotation, molecular function: phosphatidate phosphatase activity.
UCGAAAUCCAGGUUCCUUCGAUGCUGUCCCGACGUGUGCAUGCUUCGUGCAUGAUGAGAGUAGCGUCAGUCGCAAGCAUUUCCACGUGGAAGUUUGCAGCUGGUCGAAUCAAGCGCAAAUGGGCUGGCAUGAAACAGCGUACGUCGUGGAGGUUUCGACAGCGGCGGAACGGUGUGGUCUUUCAAGUCGAUGGCGAAGACACGGAAGAUGAAAUGCGUCGAACGUGCCCUUGACCGACGACAAGUACUGCCACAACAUCUUGGCCGAAGCACCCCCGGAUGUCCUGAAUGGCAUCUUGGGAGCAACGUCCCCCGAAGGAUCCGACAGCUUCUGCUCGACCAUGACGGGUUUCAUGCUGCACACUUGCAGCUCCGUGGUUCGAUCGAGAGUGCUCGACGUGAUCACGCACGAGCGACUGGACGAUAUCAACUUGACCAACCGCGGCAUUAUCAUUCGAGCCAUUCAGCAGCACCUGGCGUCGCCGCUGAAUCGCCAGAAGCCCGACUUCCAAAAGGCCGCGUUCAACGUGAUCAAAGGCACGUACGGAUCCGACUUGACUCGAUUGAAGGAAGUGAUCAACUCGGACUUUCUCCUUCCCUCCCACGACCACGGCGGGUUCCACGGCGGCGACCUCCAUCAGCUCAUCUACGGCUGCCGGGACCUGACCCAAGUGGUGUCGGUGGCGCAGCACAUUGCCGUGGAGGCGCUCAAGGUCGUCCAGAGUCCGCCGCUGAUCAAAAUCCUCAGCGACAUCGACGACACGUUGUUUGCAGGCUGGGUGGAUGCGCGGUAUCCUGGCCACACAUUAUACCCUGGAGUGACCACGCUGUUCCAGUGCAUGUCCCGCGGAGUGGACUGCAGCAAUCCGUCCGUGACGUUUCUCACCGCGCGGCCCCGCGGCUGGUUCAGCUUUGGCCGCAACUUGACCGCCGAUCACCUCGUGAGUCUAGGGCUGGCCAACCCCACCGUGCUCAACGGGUCUGUUCGAACUGGAGUCAACCCGAAAAAGAUUGCAGGACUCAAAUUGGACAACUUUGUGCGGUACACGAGCCUCUUCCCCGAGUAUAAAUUUGUGUUCUUCGGCGACUCUGGCCAAGGCGAUGCCCUCCUUGCAUCUCAAAUGCGAGCUCUUUACCCCGACAAGGUGCUCGGUACGUUUAUCCACGACAUCAACCCGUCGUCUCCGUUGACGGGCGACGGAGGGGCCAAGGCCGACUAUGUCAAUCGUGGCGUCCACUUGUACGAGAAUUAUGCUGCGGCGGGCAUGAUCGCAUUUGAGCUGGGUCUAAUCUCCAAGGAGGACUUGGCCCUUGUGGUUCAAAGCUGCCGCGACGAGCUCGACAUGAUGACCUUUACAGGAUGGAACUCGACCCAGAAACAAGCCGACAGGAAGCAAGAGCUCUUCAACGACUGCGACCGAUUCGACUCGAAACAUUCGAUUCCGUCCACUUCAAAAUAACAUAAUACACAUCGAUUGUCGUC